AGCUUCGCCGGGAACUGAACCCUCCCAGCAGGCAGUGCGCAUUUGACCGCCGUGACCCAAGAUGGCUGCGCCCAGGAAGGCGGAAGAGACGCUUUGAGCGACUGGAAGAUCUAACCAGGACUUGAAUUACCAUGUCGAAGAUCUCCCGAGCUGCCAAAGCGGUACAAAAGGUGGAGCCUGGAAAUGUGAUCCGGACAAUCAUUCGAGCUGGGCAGGCUGUUCCAGGGCCACCCUUAGGGCCUGCCCUUGGGCAGAGAGGCAUCCCCAUUGGGCAAUUUUGCAAGGAUUUCAACGAGCGGACGAAGGACAUCAAGGAAGGCAUCCCGCUUCCGACACGCAUCAUUGUACAGCCUGACCGGACGUACGAGCUCGAGAUCAACAAGCCCACGACCACCUAUUUCCUGCGGUCGGCGGCUGGGAUAGAGAAAGGAGCGUCCAAUCCCGGGCACGAGGUGUCUGGAAUGCUGACUCUGAAACACUUGUAUGAAAUCGCCGUGGUGAAGUCUCAAGACCCGUGUUUUGUGCUCCGUGACAUGCCACUGGAGAAGGUCAUCAGGUCGCUCAUGGGGAGCGCCCGGACGCUGGGCAUCAAGGUGGUGAAAGAUCUUAACGCAGAGGAAUAUGGCGCCUUCCUGAAGCAGCGCGAAGAGUUCCUGGCAGCCCAGGCCGAAGCAAAAGAAGCCGAACUGGCAGCGGCAGGGAAGAAGAAAUGAGCCCGUCUGCUUUGGUGCUCUGGGAUUCAGAUUUUUGGAGUGCUUAGAGUGCGAGUGACGCCAGCUUCUCUCCUGUCCCCAUCCCCUGUGCACUUGGGAAGUUGAUGUCUGCCCAGAGACCAGUUUGGUGAAGUCUUGCUGAAGAAAGAGGGGGAGGAAGAAGAGAAGGUUUCUGUCCAGGGCUUGUCUAACACUGUCAUUUCCGCUGCAUUUAUUGUCAGUCCCUUUUCAGUAAAACAAACAAAAAAAUUC
Rhineura floridana is the source of this 965-nucleotide messenger RNA. RefSeq names its product mitochondrial ribosomal protein L11 (gene MRPL11). NCBI's taxonomy places the organism in Eukaryota, Metazoa, Chordata, Lepidosauria, Squamata, Rhineuridae. Gene Ontology annotation, cellular component: mitochondrial large ribosomal subunit; ribosome. Bases 132 to 713 code for a protein of 193 amino acids. The record is from RefSeq and is a predicted model, not a curated record. Gene Ontology annotation, molecular function: structural constituent of ribosome; large ribosomal subunit rRNA binding. Gene Ontology annotation, biological process: translation. The transcript is spliced from 6 exons.